Molecule: messenger RNA, 1823 nt
Organism: Vollenhovia emeryi
Lineage: Eukaryota; Metazoa; Arthropoda; Insecta; Hymenoptera; Formicidae
Product: probable tRNA pseudouridine synthase 2
Exons: 4
Coding region: 334-1302 (322 amino acids)
Biological process (GO): RNA processing; pseudouridine synthesis
Molecular function (GO): pseudouridine synthase activity; RNA binding
Source: RefSeq, a predicted model, not a curated record
ACCCUUUGACUUCCGUGUCGAUUGCGUCCGGGCUUUUUACCGGCGACGACGACCGCGUCUUCCCUCUCGUGCUGCGUCGCCUCUGCCUGUAGCGACCACGUGAGCGAAUGCUAGAAAGAGACGGGAGACACGCACAUGUGUAUUUACAUACGUAUAAACAGAUACAGUGAUUUCGGCGACGAUAGAUCCUUUCUUUAACGAGCGUUUAUUGUAAAACUCGUUGUCCCUUAGCACCUGUGACAAUAUUCGAGGAAGACGCUGUGUUACCACGUCGUCAGUAAAACGCGGUUUUGUCAGUGAACGAUUCUCCCUCGGACUUGACGCGCGAGAAGUAUGACUGCUCUGAUCCAGACGAUAAAGACCUCCGACGCUAGAAUAGCGUGGAAAGCGUUAAAUGGAGUGUUUGCUGUUUACAAGCCGCCACUGAUCACCAACUUAAACGCACGGGAUACCAUAAUUCAACGUCUCUGCGAAGAUUUGAACAAUAUGCACGUACGUCCAGCGAUCAAACAUGUGUGCAUCGAAGGUGAUACAACAAAGAGGAUGAAGGUGUACUCGCACCCGAGCUAUGCGGAUCACCCGUUGGUCGUAGGUCCGCGAUAUCAACCCAAGGACUUCAAAUUGAUGUGCGCUAAUUACCUGAGCAAAGAAAUGUCGGGUCUCUUGGUCUGCGGUCUCAACGAUGGCACCAGGUGGUCUCACAGAUUGAAGGACUCCAAGUCUCCGAUUAGUUACAAGGUCAAAGGUCGCUUAGGGCAGGCAACGGACACGUACUUCAUAACCGGGAAGAUCGUCGAGAAAGCUACAUAUAAACGUAUCAGGCGCGAGGCGAUAGACAAAGUCUGCGCUGCCAUGCAGACUGCGCAUCAAAGCAAGAUGUUCGAAUUAUGCGGAGUGGAUGUGCAGAGUCAAGCUGCGUACGAUUUAGCUGUACAAGGUCCCGUGAGACCUGCCGAGGCUAACAUCCCAAUGAUAUAUACCAUAAAAUGUGUAGACUUCACAUCUCCUGAAUUCACAUUAGAAAUCGUUUGCGUAAAUGAGGACAGCAUGUAUUUGAAAACUGUGGUUCAUGAGCUGGGACUGCAGCUCCGCAGUGUCGCUACGUGCACUCAGAUACAGUGUUUCCGGUAUGCGUUAUUUGAUCUAAAUCAUGCUCUAAUGACAAAACAUUGGGAGUUGGAAAACUUUUGUGACAAUAUUCAACAGUGUAACGCUAUAAUUAGGAAAAACAGAGAUUUAUUGAAGCAAUAUAAUCCGAUACUGAAAGAAAGAGAUAAAUCCAAUAUUGAUAAAACGGGGUAACUAAAAUAUUUUCUAAAUUUUAACCAGAUGUACAUAGUAAAAAGUAGGCUAUGUAAAUUGUUAGCAAACAGGAAGACAGCUGUAAUGAUUUAUACAUAUACAAUGUUCCUCGUUCCAUGAGAGAAUAAUCUAGAUCUGCAAAUCAAUAGAACGACGACCACGUGGGUCUCCGUUUGGUACCAAUCGUAUUUUAUCGUAGGCUCGCAAUUUCGCGCUAAUCUUGUCUAUGUUCAUUGUAUGCCUAUCGUUCGUUCGAUUAGAUCACGUUGAAAUGAUUGAGCACAAAAAUACUGUCAUAUUUCUAUCAAUUCUGUUUAAAUCAAUAUUAAUAUCACAGUUUCUCAUAUUGUUCACCUAUUGAUGUCUGAAAAAGGAUUUGAAUGCAAUGGAUGAAAAUCGAGAUUAUUCUAUUAUGGGACAAGUGAUGUACGGACACAGAAAAUAUAUAGGUAAAACUGUACCAAUAUCAUUUUGAUAUUUGAUAUCUUCCUCUGAAGAUAAUAAAAAUCAUGAUGCAUUUA